Messenger RNA from Rhea pennata, 2429 nucleotides. RefSeq names its product tetraspanin-36-like. NCBI's taxonomy places the organism in Eukaryota, Metazoa, Chordata, Aves, Rheiformes, Rheidae. Gene Ontology annotation, cellular component: plasma membrane. The record is from RefSeq and is a predicted model, not a curated record. The transcript has 7 exons. Bases 57 to 803 code for a protein of 248 amino acids.
GGCCCCACGCUGGAGCCAGCACCCUGCCCGGCCGCAGAGCCGGCGCCACCCGCGACAUGGACUGCGGCGUGAUCACCUCCAAGACGGUGCUGGUGCUGCUGAGCCUCGGCUUCUGGGCAGCAGCAGCUGGUCUUAGCUAUGUUGGGGGAUAUGUCAUCAACACCUACAAGAGUUAUGACAGCUUCCUGCAAGACAAGUACGCUCUGUUGCCAGCGGUUAUCAUUAUUUGUGUUGCCAUAGUAAUGUUUAUCAUCGGGUUGAUCGGCUGCUGUGCCACCCUCCGGGAGUCACGAGUCGGGCUGGGGCUGUUCUUGGCGAUUAUCCUGGUUAUCUUUAUUGCAGAAGUAUCAGCUUUUGUCCUGGGAUUUGUUUACAGGGGAAAGGUAAAAACUGAUGUGCAGGGCACGAUGCUUUCAGUCUUCCAAAAGUAUGAUGGGAAAAAUUCAGAGUCUACUGUUGUGGAUUACUUGCAAGAACAGCUUCACUGUUGUGGGAUAAAGAACUACAGUGACUGGACAACCACACAGUGGUUCAACUCCACGGGUAAUAACAGUGUCCCUCUGAGCUGCUGCAGACAAGGUCUGAACAACUGCACGGGGAGUCUGGAUCAGCCACAGGAACUCAACACACAGGGCUGUGCGGUGGAGCUGGAGUCUGGGCUGCAGAGUGUACUCAGCUAUGCUAUGCUUGUAAUCCUGGGAUUUGCCAUCGUAAAGUUCUUUGGCAUGCUGAGUGUCUGUGUACUUACUUGCAAGAGAGAAGACAGUGGGUAUCAGCCUCUUUACUCAGGGGUGUUUGCUUGAUAAAACACGAAGAUCACUUUUCUUUUGCUUCCUGAUGACAGAAUAGAUUUGUAAGGAUACAUGCUAAAGGACAAUUUAUGAUCUUUUGGUUAAUAUUUAAUUUUAUUUACAUGAAACAGAAAGAACAUAGUGUAUUGAUCUGGAAAAGUUUCUUGUGGGUGUUAUGUGAAAUGACACUCAAUGUUUAGUGCCAUAGAGUAACUUACUCUGUUCUUACACACUGCAACUUCCUGAAAAGGUGUUUUAGAUUUGCAUUUGUGACUUUUUCUACGUAGCAACAGAUAGUGUAGCAGAGUUUAGGAAGAAAUCUGCUUCUGCAGUUCCCUUCUGUACCCUAGAACAUGCAGAGAGAAGUGUUAUUUUUAAUCACUAAAUUGACUGAGAAAGCAGGAGGGAUUCACUGACUGCACAAAUACCAGAUCAUUCUCAUGACAUGGUUAAACAACAAAAGAAAUUCUUGAAUAGGAGGAUCGAAUAUUCCUUGUAUGCCCAGGGAGUUAGAAUACAUUUUUUCUGUAUCUGGUAGUGUUUCUUUUUUGUUUUUUCUUCCUUGCUAUGGUUGUAUCAUGUCAUACAGUUUAUUGCAGAGGUUGUUAGUGCAAGACAACCCUUUGGAGUGCUUAAAAACUAAAAUAGAAAUUUGUGUUGUCUUUUGAAGCAGCUAGCAAAUGUGAACAACCUCAGAUGAUGAGCUAGCCUGUAUUUUGGGCUUGAGGCAUCUCUGGGAGUUUUCUUGUUUUGUCUUUUUUUAUUUUUUUUGAAAAAAAAGUUAAAGACUGCUUAUGAAGCAAGGCUUUUGAUCUUUUCUUCCCUUGUACUAAUGCUUUCAUAUUUUGCCUGCACAAAGACACACUUUCUUUCUAUUUAACUUAGAAGUUGCAAGAGUUAUUUGGAUGGAUACAGGCUGCAAGGUGAGAGUUGCAGGAAAUGUUGGGUCAGCAUGAUUACAUAGAUAGAGGACUCUUGGAAGGGUUAGUGCAGAGUUCCCUGUGUCCGUGAAGAUCUGGCUGCUUUUCACUAUUAUUAAGAUAAUACAUUCCUGUACUGGAUAGCUGACCAAGCAACUUCAGUAACCUAUUGUAAGCAAAUGAAUCAUGUGAUUCAUUUGCUAGGUUUUUUUUUUCUCCUAAAUCUGCUUAAUAUGGUCAUUUCUUGGAUUGCAUUAUCUCUUUAAAAAUGAUCUUUCUUUAUCACAUUUCUGCGUUAAUCUAUUUCUCAGUUCUUUAAGGAUUUUUAUGUAUUUAGGGUUUUUUUUUAAGGGCUAAGAUGUGGGGAGGGAGGGAGCUUUGAGCUAGUCUUGAUUGGACAAUUGUGGAAAAGAAGCAGCAUAUUUUUUCUUUAAAGAGAUGAGCAGUUCCUCCCAUAGCAAACACUUACAUAUGUAGUUAUUUAGAAAAAAAGAAAGAAAUUUAGGGUAAGUGUAAGCUGGUUUGCUUUGUUUCCUCCCCCAUCACCAAGAGAUGGAAGAAGGAAUUGGUGAUGAUGAUAUUCUAUAGAAGACAUACUGGUAUAAGUAUAUAUUUUAAAGUGUUUUAAUUGAGGGUUUUGUCUUCUGUUUAAUGCCAAAAUAAACCAAAGUUAUUUAACCAAUUAAUAAAUGCUGGUUUUGUUGGUGAUUCUAUUUUA